Molecule: messenger RNA, 4221 nt
Organism: Cuculus canorus (common cuckoo)
Lineage: Eukaryota; Metazoa; Chordata; Aves; Cuculiformes; Cuculidae
Gene: G3BP2
Product: G3BP stress granule assembly factor 2
Exons: 12
Coding region: 185-1633 (482 amino acids)
Cellular component (GO): cytosol; ribonucleoprotein complex
Molecular function (GO): mRNA binding
Source: RefSeq, a predicted model, not a curated record
GAGCGGACAGAGCCGCGGCCGCUCCUCCUUCGCCCGGCCGUGAGACCGCCGCGCCCCGCUCCGCUCGUUCCGCGCCGCCCCAGCGCCCGCCCGAGCGCAGCGAGACCCGCCCGCCAUCACCACCGGCGCCCAGCAACGCGCCCAGACACCGCCUCGAGGGCAUUUGACCCUGUGUACCAAAGAGAUGGUGAUGGAGAAGCCCAGUCCCCUGCUCGUAGGGCGGGAGUUUGUGCGACAGUACUACACUCUGCUGAAUAAAGCUCCAGACUUCUUGCACAGAUUUUAUGGCAGGAAUUCUUCUUACGUCCAUGGAGGACUGGAUGCCAGUGGGAAACCACAAGAAGCAGUGUAUGGUCAAGCUGAGAUACACAAGAAAGUAAUGUCCUUACAGUUCAGUGAAUGCCACACCAAGAUCCGUCACGUGGAUGCUCACGCUACGCUGAGCGAUGGAGUGGUUGUGCAAGUAAUGGGAGAGCUGUCAAACAAUGGGCAGCCCAUGAGGAAGUUCAUGCAGACUUUUGUGCUUGCUCCAGAGGGUUCUGUUCCAAACAAGUUCUAUGUCCAUAACGAUAUCUUCAGAUACGAAGAUGAAGUAUUUGGGGAUUCAGAAGGAGAACUUGAUGAAGAAUCUGAGGAAGAGGUGGAAGAGGAGCAGGAGGAAAGACAGCCUUCACCCGAGCCUGUGCAAGAGAAUGCGAGCAGUACUUACUACGAGAACCAUCCUGUAACCAAUGGGAUAGAGGAGGCGCUGGAAGAAUCAUCUCAUGAACCUGAGCCGGAACUGGAGUCUGAAACAAAAACCGAGGAGUUGAAGGCUGAAGCGGAAGAGAAGACCCUUGAGGAGCUAGAAGAGAAGUCUCCAUCUCCACCUCCUGUAGAACCUGUUUCACUACCACAGGAACCACCAAAGGCUUUCUCUUGGGCUUCAGUGACCAGUAAAAACCUGCCUCCUAGUGGUACUGUUUCUUCCUCUGGAAUUCCGCCCCAUGUUAAAGCACCCGUCUCACAGCCAAGAGUUGAAACUAAACCUGAAGCGCAGUCUCAGCCUCCUCGUGUACGUGAGCAGCGUCCUAGGGAAAGACCGGGUUUUCCACCCCGAGGACCUCGACCAGGGAGGGGGGACAUGGAACAGAACGAGUCAGAUAAUCGUCGAAUAAUCCGCUAUCCUGACAGCCACCAGCUCUUUGUUGGGAACUUGCCGCACGAUAUCGAUGAGAGUGAACUGAAAGAGUUCUUCAUGAGCUUUGGAAACGUGGUAGAACUUCGCAUAAAUACUAAAGGCGUGGGAGGAAAGCUGCCUAAUUUUGGCUUUGUGGUAUUUGACGAUUCUGAGCCGGUCCAGCGAAUUUUAGUUGCCAAACCCAUUAUGUUCCGGGGUGAGGUGCGCUUGAACGUGGAAGAGAAAAAAACCAGAGCUGCUCGUGAAAGAGAAACCCGAGGUGGAGGCGAUGACCGUAGGGAUAUUCGUCGCAAUGAUAGAGGCCCUGGGGGUCCCCGAGGAAUAGUGGGUGGUGGCAUGAUGCGAGACCGUGAUGGAAGAGGACCCCCUCCGCGAGGUGGCAUGGCACAGAAACUUGGCUCCGGACGAGGAAGCGGGCAGAUGGAAGGCCGUUUCACUGGACAGCGCCGCUGACGCCUCCGCUGUGGGCAGACGGUCUCGGCAGUGGUACAUUAUCCAUCGUGUUUGCAUUCUUGUUAUUUUUUUUUGGCUUUGGAAUGUGACACAGCCCUUCUGAUCAUUUCUUUGAUGUGAAAGCAUCCUUUGGUUUCCAGUUUAAAUUGAGGUGGAUGUUCUUUCCACAGUUUCACAACAGGAGUCACGCUGUUAAUUUAUAAAUGUAGACUUGGAGAAUUGAGGACUGGAAAAAAAGACCGGUUAACUCUCCGCAACAAAAGCAAACUAAAGGACAUGCCCAGUAGAAUUCAGGUCCUUUCAGUCAAAACCCUCUGCUGCACAUUUUGUGUACAUGUUACUGUUUCUGCCUCUUACUGUUGGAAACACAAAUAGUGCAGUUUGUGCAAUUGCAGAAGCUUGCCUUUUUUUUUUUCCUUCUUAGAACACUCGGCUCCAACAAACUCGUGUUUACGCACUCAUCAGAGUGCACUAAUGGGUACUCUGAACUCCUUUGUAUCGGCAUCUGCUGGAGGCAUCGGAGGGAAACGCCUUCAUCCUCUUUCUCAGACAGAAUAGCUUGUGAAACAAUGCGGGCAUCUGGUCUGCUUGCUGUGACCAACAUGUCCACACGCAAACCUUAAUAAGACUACCGGUUUAUUCCCGAAGGAAUCCAUUUAGCUGUAAAGUAAGCAGAAGCCAGGGUUUCAAAGCCGUAGCCCUCAGUAGGCACCAAGUUUGGUAGCUCACGUCAGAUUUUUCUACCUGCCCCUCGUCAGUACAGGGAUGGCUGCUCAACACACUCCUCCUUCCCCACUCCCCUUCGAUACGCAUUGUACAGUGAAACUUGUCUUGACUGUAUUUGAGUUCUCUGGUAAUGUCAAAAGCAUGAUGGUGCCUUCUAUGAAUACAUCAUUCCAGUCUCGCUGGUGAUUUUGUACAGUAUCGUGUAUGAUUUACUGUGCUGCAGAGCCAAUCGGCUGCAACGCAUUUAAAGGAAAUCAUUGAAAAAAUGUAUUAAAAAAACAAAUUGCGAUAUCUUUCAACCAGUAAAUGUUGCUAAAGCGAUCAGCCACCUCGCUCUUGGAUUAACAAGUUCGCCUGGUUCUUUGCAGAGGGGGGAAGGGAGGAAGAAGGAUCCAAGUAGUCUCCAGGUUGUCUCUUCUCUGUGUUUGGUGUCAAAGAAAGCGGAUUUGAAGUCUCUUGGGCGUGAAUUUCAGCGGUCAGCCAAGAACGGUGAGCCCUUGUUACCGGGAGAAGUGAGCAUCCUCUGUGGGGUGAGCUUGUUGCCCGAGGAUACUGCGAUUUUUGGAGAACCAAACAGCAGCUCUUGAGUACUUGCAUUUUCCGGUUGCGCUUCUUGGAAAACUCUACUCAUUUUGCACACAGCUCAGCUGAAGCUGACGCUUGCGUGGCUCCGGACUGAAGGACAGAAAGGAGACCUCCUCUUCCGUCUGCCUUCUGGGCUGUUCCAGCAGAGAGGCCUGGAUGGUGUUCUGGAGCGCGUUCCCCUACUCUGCAGCUGCAGCGGGUAGGACAGGCCACUGGACACCGGGUCAGGCAGCAAGCACCGAGCUCGGAGGCAUCGGGAGGAAAGGAGGGGGUGUUUGUGUGUGUGUCUGUGAAAGUGCAGCCACGUAAAGCUGCUCCUGAGCGCGGGAGGCCUCCGAUAACACUCGUGGCAGUUUGCAGCAGGAGCAGAUAGGGCGUCAGAGCAGUCUGGCUCUGGAUUACAGAAUCACUGCCUGCUUCCGAGUAAGCUGGAAGAUUUUGCACAUAUCUUUCUGGUAUCUUUCAUCAGGCCAAGCAAAGCGGCAUCUGUCUCUUUUCUCCCAGACGCGGGAUCUUGUGUGUUCCAUGGUAAGUCUUGCACUAUUUCGAUAGCCUUUUUCUUCCAGUGCACGUUUCUUCCAUCUCUGUUUCCAUAUUUCGGUUUUCCAUUGAAGGUCUUGCCUUUUUGGCUGUUGCCUGGGAAUCUGUAGUCCUUGCCUGCCCACCACAUGCCAGCACUACCUGGCUUUGAAGCCUUGGGACGGACGGCUGCCAUCGGUGAGCAGUUUGCCGACGGCGUGUUUGGCGGAGCCUCUUCCGCGUGUUUUCCUUCUGUGGCACUGUGGUGGUUUGUGGCCACCCGGUUCUGCUGUGGCAAACAGCUCUGGGAAUGAGCUUGAUGACAAAAGACAAGGCUUGAAAAUUGCUGCCGAGCCGUUGUGCUUUCUGGCUCGCUGGUUUAAGCGACGUGGCUGACCGCUGGAGCGCCGUCCGGAGGAAGUUUACAAGGUGAUGGUUCACCUGCCGUGCCGCGGCCUCUGCGUGUUUUUGGCCCUCUUGGUAGCGCUCAUGCCUCGGCGGGGAGGAAGGGAUUUGCUGGCUGUUCCGUUAGGCGCUGGUUUGUGGAUGGUGGGAGUUGUCCUUGCGGUUCUGUUUCAACAACUUGGCUGACCGUCUUGGCUUUAGUGGAUUCCCACUGUUGCUGUACCGUGUUGAGCAUUAUCUGCUGGUAGAUCCUAGUUUAAUUGUUGCAGGUGGAAAGUAUUUUUUCUUUGACAUUUCCAUUCUGAAUGUGUUCUGCCUAAACAUGCCAAUAAACUACUGAUGUCUGCAGCAUC